Messenger RNA from Microcebus murinus (gray mouse lemur), 1704 nucleotides. The record is from RefSeq and is a predicted model, not a curated record. NCBI's taxonomy places the organism in Eukaryota, Metazoa, Chordata, Mammalia, Primates, Cheirogaleidae.
GGCCCGAAGGGCCCUCCAAGCCGUUCUUCCCGGGCCCCGUCCCGGGCUUUUGCGCCUGGCCUUCUCAAGCCUCUGCUCUCCAUCUGUCCCUGUAUCGUCUCCGCCCCUUCCUCUCGCCGCUGCCCUUUGUUUAGCUCAGUGUCCUGCAUGCUCAAUAAUGUCAUUGCCCAUCCCCUGUCCUUUCUGUCGUCUCUCCCGUUCCCCCAUUUCUGCCACACACCCCAACCCCACCCCCCUGGUUUUCCUCUGCCCUUGCUGCCUCUUACUGUCUGACUUAACUGGGGCUUUCUUGGCCCUGUAAAGUCUGGGUUUUUUUUUUUGUUGUUGUUGUUGUUGUUGUUUUUAAUAAGAGUUUCCUUGAACCUGCUGGGUGUUUAGCCUUUCCUCUACCCCUUAGGUGGCCUGGAGAGAGAAGGGGCUGUUGUCAGCACUGUUUUACAGGUUUUCCCUGCCAUGAGGACAGGCAAUGGAGGACCCUUAUUGGCACAGCAACGAGGGGACAGUGAUGAUGGAAGCCCAAGUGGCACAAAUGCAGAAACUCCCUCUGGGGAUGAUUUCAGCCUCUCCUUGGCUGAUACUAAUCUCCCAUCUGAACUGGAGCCAGAGCUGCGCAGUUUCAUUGCUAAGCGUCUUUCGAAGGGAGCGGUCUUUGAAGGGCUGGGUAAUGUUGCAUCUGUGGAGCUAAGAAUUCCAGAUUACCGAGUUGGUUGUUACUACUGCCUUUUCCAACAGGAAAAGUUGCUUCCUGAAACAGCAACAGUGGAGUCAGAACAUAACCCUUCAGAGUAUGUGGUCUGUUUUUUAGGAGGGUCUGAAAAAGGACUUGAACUUUUCAGGCUUGAAUUGGACAAGUAUAUUCAAGGGCUGAAAAAUAAUAUGAACUGUGAGGAAAGGGGCCUGGAGAACCACAUAAAGUCCUAUCUGAGCAGCUGGUUUGAGGAUGUUGUAUGUCCAAUCCAAAGAGUUGUUCUUCUCUUUCAGGAGAAGCUUACCUUUCUGCUACAUGCCGCCUUAAGUUAUACUCCUGUUGAGGUUAAAGAAUCAGAUGAAAAAACAAAGAGAGACAUUAACAGGUUUCUGAGUGUGGCCAGUCUCCAAGGACUUAUUCACGAAGGCACCAUGACAUCUUUGUGCAUGGCCAUGACGGAGGAGCAGCAUAAAUCUGUGGUCAUAGACUGCAGCAGCUCCCAGCCUCAGUUCUACAAUGCAGGAAGCAAUCGGUUUUGUGAGGAUUGGAUGCAGGCUUUUUUGAAUGGUGCUGAAGGGGGUAACCCUUUCCUUUUCCGACAAGUACUGGAGAACUUUAAACUAAAGGCCAUACAAGACACAAACAAUUUGAAGAGAUUUAUCCGGCAGGCAGAAAUGAACCAUUAUGCUUUGUUUAAAUGUUACAUGUUCCUUAAGAACUGUGGCAGUGGAGAUAUACUUUUGAAGAUUGUUAAAGUGGAACAUGAAGAAAUGCCCGAAGCCAAAAAUGUGGUAGCUGUCCUUGAAGAAUUCAUGAAAGAAGCUCAUACCCAAAGUUUUUGAUCAUAUGUUUUGAGAUAACUGUAUCAUGAGGUUGUAGAGUCAAGCCUUAGUGUUCAAAAUUGCAGUUGUUAUGGUUGUUCAUAGGAUUGCUAUUUGAGAUUAUAGGAAACUCAUUCCAGAUUAUUUUCUUCCUUUUGGUACUUUUAAAAUUUAAAAGUCUGAGGGAUGUCUUCA